AAUGAAGUAUUUGAAGAGGAAGAGAAGCAGUACGGUGCAGAAAUCUCUGAACUAUGUGAGAGAGUAUGCGUAUUAUGAAGCAAAAAUCAACGCGGAACAUGAUACGCCAUUAAGAGAAAAGCUUGUUGCCGAAUUUGAG
Paraglomus occultum is the source of this 139-nucleotide messenger RNA. Lineage: Eukaryota; Fungi; Glomeromycota; Glomeromycetes; Paraglomerales; Paraglomeraceae. The record is from the annotation of a GenBank genome assembly.